Molecule: messenger RNA, 2296 nt
Organism: Arachis stenosperma
Lineage: Eukaryota; Viridiplantae; Streptophyta; Magnoliopsida; Fabales; Fabaceae
Exons: 8
Coding region: 321-1880 (519 amino acids)
Molecular function (GO): zinc ion binding
Source: RefSeq, a predicted model, not a curated record
CGCAUUGAAUUGAAGAACGAAGAAAGGAAGGAACUGUGAGUAAUGGAAAGAUAGUGUGAGUAGGCCAACAAGGCUUCCCCACCAUUCACUCACCCUCCUUCUUCUUCUUCUUCUUCUUCUUCUUCUCAUAAAUGCUUCCUAUUUCUCUUCCUAUACACUCUCUCACUUCAUCUUUCAUCAUUAAUCACUGACCCAUUGACUUACUUCCUCUCCUUUAUUCACAUGAUUGCUUCCUUCUUCUACUCUUGAAGAAAAGUUUGUUUUUUUCGCUCGGUUUCGGAAAUCCAAGUUCUGGGGUUAUUCUUUUCUGGUUCAGUAAGAUGAGUUCUCAGGAAAAGUCUCUGACUUUGGGUGGACAUGAACAACAACAUGCUGAUGCUGAUGCUGAUGCAGCAGCUUCUUGCAGAAGAACAGUUUCUCUGCCAGCUCAAAAGGUUGAUGAUCCAAUGGGGAUAACCGAAGAAACCAUGCAUGUUCCUCCAAGGAAGCGACAGAAUCUUCUCCUAGAAAUUCCCUCAAGAACUCCAGAAGAAUGCUCCCAAGAUUAUGUGGCAAUCAAAAUGCCAAUGACACCAAGUCCCACUCCCACCCCAAAGAGAGUGAACUUUCUCAUAUCUUCUCGCUCGGUCGAUGCUCCUAUGCAUACUUCUCCAGGGCCUUCAGCUUCAAAAGGCAGAUCAUCCAUAAGAAGCAUUCUACCGAAAUUGAGCUUCAGGUAUCGGCCACCAACGGAUACUGAAAAGGGUACUACUUCAGCACAAGAAGGUUCCUCUUCAGGUCAUCGCGAAAAGCCAUCAAUCUCAAGAUCACUAUCCCUUAGUAAGAUAUUUACUCCUAGGAUUAAAAGAACAUCAUCAUUACCACUAGGAGAAAUGGGACAUUCAAAUCCAGAAUCUGCUCAUGGUGGAAGUGUCGGUGGUCCUCUAAAUAAAGGAGAGCCGCAGCGUAAGAUAGCUCGCUCGCUUUCAGUGCCUGUCAAUAACAAAGAUAAAGGCAUAAGGAGGAUGGAUUCAUUUUACCGUAUUGUUCCUACCACCCCUCGAGUAAAGGAAGGAAAUGCAUUGUCAUCCACAUCCCCAACAAAGAAUUCCGAAAUUAAUGACGCUGAUGAUGAUGACGGAGAAGAUAUACCUGAAGAAGAGGCUGUGUGUAGGAUUUGUCUGGUUGAUUUAUGUGAAGGAGGUGAAACCUUCAAGUUGGAAUGUAGCUGCAAAGGAGAACUUGCUCUGGCUCACCAAGAAUGUGCAAUUAAAUGGUUUAGUAUCAAGGGCAACAGAACCUGUGAUGUAUGCAAGGAGGAUGUUCAGAACCUACCUGUCACUUUAUUACGGAUCCAAAGUGUUCGAGGCCGGAAUCCAGGAAUAAGUAGGACUCAGCUCGAAGAUGUAAACGGAUACAGGGUAUGGCAGGAAGUUCCGGUGCUUGUCAUUGUCAGCAUGCUUGCUUAUUUCUGUUUUCUUGAGCAGUUAUUGGUCACGAAAAUGGGAACCGGUGCAAUCGCCAUAUCUCUUCCUUUUUCCUGUGUGCUAGGCCUACUUUCCUCCAUGACAUCAUCAACCAUGGUGAAGAGCAGGUUCAUCUGGAUUUAUGCAUCUGUCCAGUUUGCACUUGUGGUUCUUUUUGCGCAUAUAUUUUACUCCGUGGUUCAUGUGCAAGCAGUUCUGUCAAUCCUUCUGGCAACAUUCGCCGGUUUCGGUGUGGUUAUGAGUGGAAGUUCUAUUCUUGUUGAGUUCUUUAGAUGGAGAAGAAGAUGGCAACAACAACAACAAGGUCCACAACUGAUGACACAACCUCGGCCUGCAAAUACGCCGCGUCCGGUGGUGCCUCCGAACCAGAAUCAAACUGUGGAACAAGAUCAAGAGAACUCAACUCAAAGCUGAAAUUUUUUUGUGAUUCUUGUGGUUUCUUCCUAAGGGCUUAUUGCUUUUCUUUUCUUGGAUUUGGAAGUAAAUUAUUGUGUAUAAGUUAAUCAAACUUUGUUGCUCUCCAUCAUCUACACUGAACUUCACUGUACAGCUUAUGGUUUAGAAAUAGAUUGACUUAGAAAAUAGAUGCUGCUUCUCUUUCCCAAAGAAUUUGUUUUUGUUUUGUUCUGUUCUGUUUGUAGUGAGUAUUUCAGCAAUGUUAGAACCAGAAGGCUUUCCAAGCCUUCUUUUUUGUAGUUUUGGGUGAGAGACAAAAGAUUGAGGAAAAUGUUUGUUGUGUUACAAGUUGAUGAUUAUUUUGAUGAGCUCAUACCAAAUGUAAUGAUGUAGUUAACCUAAAUAGAGUUCUAUUAUGCAUUUUUCUAAAGCAA